GCUACUAAGAGCAGAAGAGAAUGGGUGGUAUAUCGCGGAGCAUAGAGACACACACAACCAUUCGCUUUCACCUAAUUUUGGUGAAACAAUCCACUGGCCUUCAUGCAAACACAUAGAUGUUUACACCAGGGAUCUUGUGAAGCAGUUAAGGCAGAACAAUGUCAACCUUGCAGAGGUGUACAACAUCAUAGGAGGUUUCUUUGGGUCGAUGGAAAAUGUUCCAUUCACGAAGAGGUCUCUGCGUAAUUUGUGUGGCAAUACAAAUAGGGACCAGGCAGAUGAAGAGGAUGUAAAGAAGAUGAUGGAUGUGUUUGCGGAGAUUGGAGCUAAAGAUCCGCACUUCACAUACAGGGUUCAAGCUGACAGUGAGGGUAGGGUCAAGAAUCUGAUGUGGGCAACUGGUAGCAGCAGGCUGCAGUACAACUUCAUUGGUGAUGUCAUAACAUUCGACACAACUUACAGGACGAACUUGUAUGACAUGCCUUUCGGCCUUUUUGUUGGCGUGAACAAUCACUUUCAAAGUGUGAUUUUGGCUAGUGUUCUUGCUCGCGAUGAUACCCAAGAGAGUUUGGAGUGGGUCUUUUCAGAAUUCCCAAGAAUGAUGGGUGGUUCUCCACCCAUGACCAUACUUAAAGACCAAAACUGUGCCAGGGAGCUUGCUAUCAGUAAGAUUAUGCCCGGGACAACACACAGAUGGUGCAAAUGGCACAUUUUGAAGAAGGCAAAGGAGGCGUUGGAUCCUCUGUAUACAAAGAAAAGUGACUUGUGGUGGCUAGCAUACGUGUUUACCAAAAUAAAGAGAUGCCUGAACUAAUCGGGAGAGAUAAUCUUAGUACAAAAAAUCAUAGAUAAAACAUGAUUGCCC
Aegilops tauschii subsp. strangulata is the source of this 865-nucleotide messenger RNA. NCBI's taxonomy places the organism in Eukaryota, Viridiplantae, Streptophyta, Magnoliopsida, Poales, Poaceae. The record is from RefSeq and is a predicted model, not a curated record.